Messenger RNA from Pestalotiopsis fici W106-1, 1377 nucleotides. RefSeq lists its product as uncharacterized. NCBI's taxonomy places the organism in Eukaryota, Fungi, Ascomycota, Sordariomycetes, Amphisphaeriales, Sporocadaceae. Gene Ontology annotation, cellular component: nucleus. Gene Ontology annotation, biological process: transcription by RNA polymerase II. The coding region runs from base 1 to 1377 and encodes 458 amino acids. The record is from RefSeq and is a predicted model, not a curated record. The transcript has a single exon.
AUGGACUCACCUCUAAUUUUCGACAUCCAAGAGAAGGAGACAACCUCUCCGCACGCUCCGACCUUUCCGCAGAUCAAAUCCUCCACUGGCUUCCCAGAGCACAAGAAACGAACGAGGAUAUCCGCUUUCAAACAGAAGCGCCAGGCCGCCGAAAGCAAUCAGCAGCCACUAACCAAAGCGUCAGCUUUUGUUGCCUCGUCACCAUCAGAUCGAAAUGAAUUUCAGCAUAGUGCAUCGGCGACCGCGGAGUUGCAGCCAAAGCCCAACUUGACAGAGAAGCAGAGCAUCGAUCAAGAAAAUAAGGACAAGCUCGCAAAUAUGUCAACAGCAGAAAUCGACGAGGCAAGAUCGGAGUUGUUUAGUGGCCUAGAUCCAAAAGUCCUGGAAAUGCUACUGAAACGGGCCAACCUUGACGAAAAGAACGGCCCUUCUCCAUUCGAAGACGAAGAAUCCAAAUCUAUGCCUCCAGCAAACACCGAGAUCGAAGAGAGCGAGUCUUCUUCUGCACCAACGAAAACGAUCAACUCAGAGCCAUCGCGUGCUCCAAGAAAAGUACAUUUUGAAGAGGUCCCAGACCAAGACGACCCAGUGCAGACUUCGGAACCAGGAGAGACAAAUACACAACCCAAGAUCAUACCAGAUGCAGGUGACGAAGAACCACCGUCAAUACCACACAACCACAAACACGGCGAUGAUUUUGCUUCAUCCAAGCCACAUUGGCCGCAUCCUCCUUCGGCGCCCGAGCUCGAUCCCGCCGACCCCAACUUUUUGUCGUCUCUGCACGAGAAAUAUUUUCCACAAUUACCCGCUGAUCCUACGAGACUCGCCUGGAUGGCACCGAUACCGACCGCUAAUUCGCCUGCCGACUUUGACUCUCCUUACCACCCGACACACAGCAGCAUCCCCGUUUCGGAACUGCGCUUCGAUUUCCGCGGUGCCCUGCUGCCACCGCGGAUCGCGCGAGCGGUUCCUGUAACCAGAGGCCUCCAUCAUCACGGUGAGGCCCCCGAGGCGGCUGGUUAUACCAUCAAGGAGCUGGCAAGACUAGCCCGCAGCGCCGUUCCAGGGCAAAGGUGCAUUUCAUACCAGACACUAGGUCGAAUUCUAUACAGGCUUGGUCAUGGCAACUUUGGUAGUCGGGGUGACAGUAUUCCCGACGGAAUCUGGAAUGCCAUGGUCGAGGGCAAGGUGAUGGAAAGUCUGUACGAGGAGGCCGGCGUGGACCCCGAUGCUCCGGGCCAGGCCGGCGGUGAUGAUGACGAGACAGGUGGCAGUGGCAGAGGCAGGGGUCAUCGUAGUGCACAUGCUUUUGCUGUUGAAGCUAUAUGGCUUUUCGAAAAAGGAGGCUGGGCGGAAAGUCUCCGGAAGGGCAAAUAA